AUGAUCAUUUAUUUAAAGGAAUGCAUUGUAUUUCUGAUUCUUAGUUUCCAUGCCACUGCAAACUGGAGGUUAAUGGAUUAUAGUUUUACAGAUACUGUUAUUGUAGAUAAUAACUGGAAGAUGUUUAAAGAUUACUCAAUUGGUUGGCAAAUUUCAUUCAAUACAAACAUUUGCACUUAAAAUCCAUAAACAUAUGUCUCGUUAAAGAGAAAUUAGUAAUUCAUAAAAAAGUCAUUCAAUUAUAAGGGUUUUGCAGUUUAAGUAGUUUUUGAUGUCUUUUUUAUUCAAGAGGAUAAUUCAAAUUCUUAUUUUGAGUUAAAUACUCAACUUCAUCUUCUACCAUAACAAUUUUUAGUAGAGAUUAUAAGAAAUUUGAUUUGGAACAAAAUAGUUAAAUCAUUUGUGAUCCUACUUUUGACGAAUUUGAAUUUUUUACAAUAGCAAGUACAAUUUCUAAUACCAACACUGAAAACUAAUUUCUAAUAAGUGUUAACUUCAAUCCUGAUUCAGUGUCCGUGGAAAUAGGAAUUAGAAACAUGUUAAUUUAUGUAAAUCCUUGUCAUCCAACUUGCUUAAGUUGUUAUGGUCCUUUAGAAACAAAUUGUUUAACGUGUUUCGAUGGUUAAGGGUUAUCAGGCGGGAAAUGCUAAUGUGUUUCUGAAUAAUAAUUUGCUGAAACUUUUAUAGGUUGUCGUUAGGAAUGUGAUAGAGAUUAUUCGAUUGCUCGGUAUGAUAAAAUUUGUGUGUAAGACUACAGAAUUAAAUCAUAUUUAACAUUAUUUGAAAAUGGUGUCAUCCUUGUAUCAAAUAAUAAUAGGUAUUCUCCUUUUAUUUUUAAAACAGACAUAUUUCAUCCUAAGAACACUGAUUUAAUUUAUAAAAGGUUGCCUUGCAAUAGAUUUUAUUGGUAAAUUGUAAUUUAAUGAAGGGAUGUUUUACUAAAUGAAUUUAGAAAAUUCAGUAAAAUUUCUACGAAUUCGCCUUACAUUUUCUUUAUCUAAUUUUCAAGAUUCAAGUAAAAUUGAAAUCUUAAUUGAUAAUCAACUUUAAUCACGCAUCAUAAAAACUGCAACCAAUUUUUAAUAUGUCAAUUUGAAUACAAUAUUUCAAGAUAGUAGCAUUUGUGGGAGUAGUGCUACUUUGUUAAGAAUAGAGAUGAUUUUUAAAGUCUUUAAUUCUCAUCCAACAAUUAAGAUUUAAGGAUAACUUUAACAAGCAAGUGAGUUUUGGGGAUUUAAAAAUGUCACAAUUGACACAGGACUUUGUUAACAGAAUUGCAAGAUUUGUUAAACCUUUUCUAAAUGCGCAUAAUGUGAAACAGGCUAUUAAUUAUAUAGAAACUAAUGUAUUGAUAAAUGUCCUAUUCAUUCAGAUAAUUGUGUUGAUUAUGAGGAUAGGAUUCCAUAUUCUAGAUAUUUAGCCAAAGGAUUUUAUAAUUUAAACAUGACUCUCGAAGAGAUCGAAUCUUUUUAUGAUACAUUUCCUGAUCCAACCCAUAAUAUUGCAACCACAUAAAAAUUUUCAUUUUUGAACAAUAAAAUAGUAUUAGGAGGUUUGUUGGUAUGGAAUAAUGGAUAAUAUACAAAGGAAUGGUCUAUUUCACAACCUCAUCAUGGAGUGUAAAUUUAUUUUAAUUUAACUUAUGGAGACAAUUAUUCUGGAUUCUUUUAUUAUAAGGUAGGGACUACUAGCAGUACGUAAAAAGGACCGUUUAUUAAUCUUGGUGGAGGAUCAAAUCUAAUCGGUCAAGUUACUUCUGAAAGCACCCGUUACUUUAAUAUUAAUUUGAACGAUUUUUCUUAUGACAGAUUAUACAUUCAACUUUUAUGUCAAACCAUUGCUCCAAAUAUUAAUAUGGGUUUUUGUGCCAUAUCAGAUUAUUUUAUUGUUGUCAAUUAUUGCCCUCCUUUUUGUUAAACUUGCACAAGUUCAAGUGGAUGUACCUAAUGGCAGGCAGGUUAUAGUGGUUCUAAUUGUUAAAGUAAUUAAUAUAUCAAUUUUGAUCAAUAAACAGAAACCUAUAGUUGCAAAGAUUGCGAUGAAGUUUGUAGAACAUGUUUAAGUUCAGAAGACUGUUAAUAAUGCAUUAGCGAUGAAUUUCAGUUAAUUAAUGGAAUUUGUUUGUGUAAACCCAUUCAGAUUUAGAUAUGGACGACAUGUUUAUGA
Molecule: messenger RNA, 2166 nt
Organism: Paramecium tetraurelia
Lineage: Eukaryota; Ciliophora; Oligohymenophorea; Peniculida; Parameciidae
Exons: 3
Source: RefSeq, a predicted model, not a curated record